This is a messenger RNA of Drosophila mojavensis, 3024 nucleotides long. It is a transcript of the gene Exo84, whose product is annotated as exocyst complex component 8. The coding region runs from base 67 to 2103 and encodes 678 amino acids. Lineage: Eukaryota; Metazoa; Arthropoda; Insecta; Diptera; Drosophilidae. Gene Ontology annotation, cellular component: exocyst. Gene Ontology annotation, biological process: intracellular protein localization; Golgi to plasma membrane transport; exocytosis. The record is from RefSeq and is a predicted model, not a curated record. The transcript is spliced from 6 exons.
CGUUAACAUCUGCAUAGCUCAGCUCACAACAAGUUUUGAGUUAAUGUUUCAUUUUUCUAAUCAACAAUGAAGGAAUUCGACGAUUUCAAUUUUAGCGUGGAUAAGUACACGAAGGAGCUGACACGGGAGUGUGUGGGCGGAAGCGAUUUGCAGCAGCGAAAAAAGGAAAUCGAGGCCUACAAUGAGCAGACUUCGGCAAUGCUUAAGCAGACCUGCAAAAAGAACUAUAUGCAGUUCAUACAAACGGCCAAGGAGAUCUCACAUCUGGAGUCGGAAAUGUAUCAGCUGUCGCAUAUUCUCAUCGAGCAGCGCAACAUCUUGGCCACCAUGACCGAUGGGAAGACCACAAGCAAUCUCAAGGCGGACAGCAUCGAGGCGGAGAGCAGUGCAGCCACUGAGGACGUGGAGAACAGUCAGGCGACGCGCGCUGUUAAGGAAAUGGUGCAGGGCUUCAAUGGGAAUCUUGAAGGAAAAACGUUCUUGAACGAGGGAGCGCUCAUUGAACUGGAUGCCAAUGAUUACCGGCCCAUACAACGCGUCUUCUUUUUCCUGUUCAACGAUGUGCUCAUUGUGUGCAAAGUGAAGCAUGAUAAACGCCUGGAAUUUCUUACGGAAUACGAUCCCAAAAGGAUAGCCGUUAUCAAUAUCAAAGAUCUGGACGGUGUAAAGAACGCCAUCAAUAUUAUAACGCCUGAUGGCUCUAAGAUAUAUCAGAGCAUCACAGCCGCCGGCAAGAGCGAAUGGAUUGAGAAGCUGGAAGAGGCUUUUCGCUUUGAUCAGCAAAAGAAACCAAAGAAGGGACAAGCGCCGCAGCCGCCAAAUCGAUCCAAGCAACAGCAACAGCAAGCCCAAUCCAAAUCUGCCACGCCCGAAAAGUUGCCAGAACAAAGUCCCACAGAUGCGCAACCGAAAUCCCUCGAGGAUGAGACACCCGAAUGGCUGAGCACAGCCAGCGAGGAAAUUCAAACACUGGUGGCACAACGCCACUUCGAGGACGCACAGUCGCUGAUCAAGCGCACCCAGGAGUUCCUGAGCAUGGCCCAGCCCAAACCCAAACUGCUCCAGGCGGACGUAAUUCAGGCAAAGAUUAAGCAGCAGGAGCAGAAGCUGACCAAUGUGCUGCUCCAGGAGCUAUCGAACAGUCACAAUCGUAAUCUGCAAAUCGCGUUGCGUGAAGUUCGGCGCCCUCUCAAGAUACUCGUCGAGAUGGGUCGCUCCCGGCAGGCGAGCGCCACACUGCUGAAGGUCUGCACGGUCAGUUUGCGUGUGGCACAGCGUGAGGCGCGUCGCAACAAUGCGGAAAUAUCGGAGCUUUUCUUCUGCGACUUGACGCAGGUGGCAUGCGAUUUCCUCAGCGCCUUUGAGCAACAGCCGGCCUGCGUUAGCGCCCUCGUCGUGUGGUGUAAUGCGGAGCUGCAGUACUUUGCCAGCCAGUUGAUCAAACACUAUCUGACCAAGGGCACCUCCCUGGAGGCGGUGGCCAAGUGCGUGGAGCGCGUGCGCAAGCCGGCCACAAAGCUAACUGAGAUUGGCCUGGACAUAAGCUACCAUUUGGAGGGUCUAUUGCGCACAACGCUCGAGUCGCUCAUCGAGGAGUCCAAGCAGCGCUUGUUGGACGCCGUGGGUCGCACCGAGGAGAGCUGGCAGCCGUAUAACUUGCAAACGAAAUCCAAUUUGAAGCGAUUGCUGCUAGAGCUGGAUGCACUGGGCAUAGAUGUGCGCGCCCAGACCACUGGCGAUACAUGGCUGAGCCUCACCCAAUCCACCGUGGUAUUCGUACGCCAGUUUCUGCAACUGACCGAACAUUGCGGCUGCCUGGCCAAAGGCGAAACGUUGCUGCAGAGCCUGGAGCAUCUGUUGCGGGAUCUCUUUUUAGCUCACCACGCGUUAAGGCCACCCAGCGAUAUGUCAGUGGAUCCCAACUUUGUGAUGAAGAACAAAAUCUUUCUGGUGGACAACCUGCUGCCCAUUGCCAUCGAGAAGUUCCGCAAGACAUCAGGUCGCCAGUGCGAAACAAUGCGGGAGCUCCACACGAAGCUCUCGCGCCAGCAGGGUGCUCCUGUGCCGCGCCAGCGGAGCGUCUACACGACCGAUGUAUUUUAGAAGUAGUCAACUUUGCUUUUGAUUACAUAUAUAAUUUUUUAUUUUUUCGUUUUGCUUCAAUUAUUUAUAAUAUAAUUAUAUACAUAUAUAACCACAAUAAUAAUAAUAUUUGUAAAAUUAAAAAUCGAAGCGUGUGCUGCACUCUAUUCUCUGUUACUUGCUUAUUACAAUUUCCGCUGGGCGCGAGAUGUGCCCACAAUUAAAUAUAUAUAUAUUUAUAUAUAUCCGAUUCAUUUCUAUAUAAACUAAUAUGUAAACAAGUUUCUUUGUUAAAUUAUUAUUAUUUUUGUGUUUUGUGUUCUUGUUCUUUCUUAGCUGCACGAAACAUAGGAUUUUACAAAUUUUUAAAUUUGACAAAGGAUUUAAAUCUGCUUUUGAUUUUUCAAAAUUACAUACAAGCAAAAGCUGGCUGCUUUGGCGCCCCCGACUACUGAUGUAUCUGUGUGUGUGUGUGUACGUGGGUGUGUUUGUGUGUGCUUAUGUGCGGAUGUGUGGACGUGCUGUUGCGGCGGCGCCUGCUUCGUUUUUCUGUUACUGUCGUAUUAAUUUAUAAUGUAAAAUUCUUAACUAAACUGCUUAUCAAUUAUAUUCAUUUAUAUAUAUAUAAUUGUACAUUUAUAUAUAUAUAAAUAUACAUAUAUAAAUAAAUAUACAUAUAUACUUUUUCUGCAUGCAAAUGUGUUUUGUGUGCGACGGGCAGGGAAAUGGGGGGCGUUUCAGGACAUUGUGGUAGCAGUCACAAAUUUAAAAAAAAAAAAAAAUUCAAAUAAUUAAAAAAACAGAAUUUUGUUAUGCAUACGCAAUUAUUGAUGUACGUUCGAUUUCGUUUACAAAAAAAAUAAAAUAAAACCUUCGCUGCCGACGUAGACAAACACAUAGACAAACUAAAAGCACUCACAUUUCUGACACCGUGUUCUCAUC